Neospora caninum is the source of this 1263-nucleotide messenger RNA. RefSeq lists its product as hypothetical. The coding region runs from base 1 to 1263 and encodes 420 amino acids. The record is from RefSeq and is a predicted model, not a curated record. Gene Ontology annotation, molecular function: RNA binding. The transcript is spliced from 7 exons. Lineage: Eukaryota; Apicomplexa; Conoidasida; Eucoccidiorida; Sarcocystidae.
AUGGCGGCACCUCCGCAGUACGGCAUUCACCCCUACAGUCACUACGGGUAUGCGUAUGGGACAGGCACGACGGCUGUUGCAGCUGCAGACUACACGUGGGGAGCGAACGCAGCGCAGUAUUCUCAGUGGCAAACACCAUCGGCACAUCAAUCCGCACCCAACCCACUUGAUCAAGAGCCAGACGCCCUCCAGAGCCGUACCCUCUUCUUUGGCCGUCUCCCGGAGGAUGUGACUGAAGACACUCUACGUGACGUCGUCGCGCAACACGGCGACCUCAAGAAAGUUGCAGUAUAUCCCGAGAAGCGGAUGGCCUUUGUCGAGUUUUAUGAUCUUCGACACGCCGAAGCUGCUCGCGACGCCCUCCGCGGCUCCGAUGUCUUGGGGAAACGCGUGGAAGUUCAAUUCUCCGCUGUGAAGCGUCCGGAUAAAGACGGCAAUACUGGAACACUGUACGUACGCCCGGUUAGCACUGUCCAUGUGUCGGGGAGCUGGACCGAUCCAAACAGUCUGGACGCAUACAGGGAGCUCUUCGCCAAGCAUGGAGACCUCAAGAAGGUUUCUGCGAAUCGGAAACGAGAAACAGAGAAGUUCGUCGAGUACUUUGACUUGCGAGAUGCCCAGAAAGCCCUCGACUCGUUAAAUGGUUACGUCUUCAAUGGUGCCACGCUGCACAUUUGCUUCGCACAAAAUGCUUCGAGGACAGUAAACAAAAAUGUGGAACGGCAAGGUUCACGCCGGACACCAGAGAGCUACGGCCCCGUCAGGGGGAGCGGCGGCUCAGGAAGCGGGGGAGGGAUGUCAAGAGCGUAUGCCUCGGCCCCCUACGCUGCGCCGGUGAGUUCUCACCACGCUGUCCCAGCAAUCUACGCGUCGGGUCCUCUCACGCCUCAGCACCCUCCACCCGCCUACGUCGCGGCGGUGCCGUACGCGGCGGGUCCAGCGGCGUACGGCGCGUACGCAGUCCCGUACCAGCCUGCUCCAGCAUACAGCCUCUACGCGUAUCAGCAGCCCCAGCCUCAGGCAGCCAAUGGUUACGCAGCGCCGCAACAGUGGGCCUCGACCACGGCUCCUGUAGCAGCGGCUCCGACCCCCGCGACGGCUGUCCCCUACGCGGUGGCGCCCCAAGCGGCGAGCACGUCCUCGACGAGCCGGUCGAGUCCUGCCAGUGCACCACCCUCCGUGGCUGUUUCGACGAGCUACGCGGGCACAGCUCCUCUGCCUGCGGCCGCCGGCGCGACGCCAGUCGCUGCUCCUCGCUGGUGA